This is a messenger RNA of Rosa rugosa (rugosa rose), 2187 nucleotides long. Its product is annotated as cytochrome P450 CYP72A219-like. The transcript is spliced from 8 exons. Bases 1 to 2187 code for a protein of 728 amino acids. Gene Ontology annotation, molecular function: heme binding; iron ion binding; oxidoreductase activity, acting on paired donors, with incorporation or reduction of molecular oxygen. The record is from RefSeq and is a predicted model, not a curated record. Lineage: Eukaryota; Viridiplantae; Streptophyta; Magnoliopsida; Rosales; Rosaceae.
AUGGCCAAAUAUUCAAGAGUUUGGGUUCUCGAUUUCAUGGAAGUGACAAGCCCGGUGGGGUUCCGAUUCUUCUCGGAGUUCGAUCUCGGACGCCGGCCAGGUUCUCGUAUGGUUGGCUUUGUGGUGUGUCGGUGCUGUGGCGUUGGGAUGCGUUGCGGCGGUGGGGCAGUGCAAGGUGGAGGGACGGCGGGGCGUGCAGGCACUGGCGGCAGCCUUGGUGGAUCGCGGGUUAAUAAGUCCCUACUCGUUAGGGUUAGUGUCAUGGAUUCUGACGAAUGGUUUGAGUUGGAUGGUUGGUUUAGGGUUAAUAGGAUCCAGUCUUUUGACGGCUUUUGGCGGCGCAUUUUAUUAUCAGCCUGUGCUGAGGUUUCCAGGAGAUCCUGGGAUGGCCCGCCAUAUAGUUAUCUAUUGUGGCUUGACCCCAUCCCAGACAAUGCUACUUACUUUGGCCUAGCUAACUCGAUUAGCCAUCCAAUUCAGUCUUCGUCGUUGGAUUCAUUGACAGUUCAGUUUAGUGUCUUCAGAGUCUAUAACUUGAACAUGAAGACAAUGUUCCCUAAUAUUCGGUUGUUUGAGCCCAAAGAAAGUUUCUCAAUAGAAUAUAUAUAUGUCACUUCCUCCCCAUUAAAACUGAAUUUAUCAAUGGCUUGUUUUGCACUAAGCAUUGUUAUUUUCAGCAUACUAACUUGUGCAUGGAGAGUGCUGAACUAUGUAUGGUUAAGGCCAAAAAAACUAGAAAGAUGCUUAAGGAAGCUAGGCCUCAAAGGCAACUCCUACAGGCUUUUGAUCGGAGACAUGAAAGAGAGCUUUAUGAUGCUGAAACAAGCACAAUCUAAACCAAUCAACCUCUCAUCCUGCCAUGAUAUCGCACCACGAGUCAUCCCUUUUGUGCAUCAAACUGUGAAAAACUAUGGUAGGGAUUCUUUUACUUGGAAUGGCACCAUACCAAAGGUGAAUAUCACCAAGCCAGAAGAUUUAAAAGAAAUCUUCGAAAAACAUGAUGAUUUUCAUAAGGUCGUAAGCCCAAUUACAACUUUGCUAAUAUCAGGUUUUGCAAUCUAUGAGGGUGAGAAAUGGGCUAGACACCGAACUAUUAUCAACCCAGCAUUUCAUUUAGAGAAGCUAAAGCGUAUGUUACCGGCCGUUUCUCAAAGUUGUGGUGAGAUGAUUAAUGAAUGGGAGACAUUGCUUACCGAAAAUGAUUCAUUUGAGUUGGACGUGUGGCCUUAUCUCCAAAAUUUGACGGGUGAUGUGAUAUCUCGAACAGCAUUUGGAAGUAGUUACAAAGAAGGACUAAAAAUAUUCGAACUCUUGAGGGAACAAGCAGUACUUGUAACAAAAACUUCACAUUUUGUUAAUAUUCCAGGGUGGAGGUUCCUACCAACUAAGAUGAACAAGAGGAUGAAGCAAAAUGCCAAAGAAGUACAAGGUUUACUGGAGGGAAUUAUAAAUAAAAGAAAAGAGGCAAUUAAGGGUGGUGAAUCAACUAAAGAUGACUUGUUAGGAAUACUUUUGGAAUCCAAUUUUAAGAAAAUUCAAGAACAUGGGAACCGAAAAAACAUUGGACUGAGUCUUCAAGACAUCAUUGAUGAGUGUAAACUGUUUUACUAUGGAGGGCAAGAAACCACUUCAGUAUUAGUUGUUUGGACAAUAGUUUUGCUAUCUCAAAAUCCGAAUUGGCAAACUCGUGCAAGAGAAGAGGUUCUGCAAGUAUUUGGAAACAAAAGACCAGACUUUCAGGGGAUGACACAACUAAAAGUUAUGACCAUGGUUUUACGUGAAGUUCUUCGGUUAUAUCCACCAGUAGCUUCUUUGAAUCGAACCACUUAUAAGAAAACACAACUUGGAACGUUAUCAUUACCAGCUGGAGUUGAAAUGUCCAUACCCAUAUUGCUUAUUCAUCACAAUAAGAAACUGUGGGGUGAUGAUGCGGAAGAGUUUAGUCCAGAAAGAUUUUCAGAGGGAGUUUCAAAGGCAACUAAGGGACAAAUUUCGUUCUUCCCUUUUGGGGGAGGUCCUCGCAUUUGCAUUGGUCAAAAUUUUGCUAUGAUGGAAGCAAAAGUUGUGCUAUCAUUGAUUUUGCAACACUUCACCUUUGAGCUUUCUCCAUCAUAUGCUCAUGCUCCUUCCUCAUUUAUAACUCUCCAGCCACAAUACGGCGUUCAUAUCGUCUUAAAAAAACGUUAA